This is a messenger RNA of Sinocyclocheilus grahami, 685 nucleotides long. Its product is annotated as interleukin-17B-like. Lineage: Eukaryota; Metazoa; Chordata; Actinopteri; Cypriniformes; Cyprinidae. The record is from RefSeq and is a predicted model, not a curated record. The transcript is spliced from 3 exons. Gene Ontology annotation, molecular function: cytokine activity. Gene Ontology annotation, cellular component: extracellular region. The coding region runs from base 45 to 641 and encodes 198 amino acids. Gene Ontology annotation, biological process: inflammatory response.
CAAGGAGACAAAUGUGACAACUUAUUGCAGUCUGACUGAAAACAAUGUGGAAAAAUAUAUGGAAUAAGGUGUUCAUGGUCCUGAUAAUGGGGAGCCUGUUAAUGCCCACUGACACAAAGUACAACAGUAGAGAAGGAAAGUCUCGGAGACGGAAACUGGAGUCUCAUCCUCGCCGGAAUGCCUCGUCUAUCAGAAUAUCCCCAGAUCCAAUGAUGACAGGUCCAGAAUCAGGAGUGAUGCCUGGUGCUGUUGAAAUUGACUUUGACAAGAGUAUCGAGGACAUGGUGUCUCAGGUCCGAAACAAUCCCAACUUAUCCAUAAACAAAUGUGUGGUGGAUCGCAAACUUUGGAUGUCAAACAGUCGCAGCCUUUCCCCCUGGUCCUACAGAAUCAACCACGAUGAGACCCGUAAACCCGUGGACAUCCCGGAGGCCGUGUGUUCGUGUGUGGGCUGCAUCAAUCCUUUCACCAUGCAGGAGGAUCGCACCAUGACCAGCGCCCUCAUCUACGCCAAGAUCCCCGUGCGCAGACUGCUGUGCCAUCGGCCAACCAGGAAACCGACGAAGCAGAAGAAAUGCGUUCCCCGUUACAGAUCGGUGGUGGAGAGCAUUGCCGUGGGGUGCACGUGCAUCGUGGGGUAGCUGAGUGGGACCAACAUAUUUCAGCCUGUAUUACUGCAAAUAAA